CCAUCUACUUUUCCAAAUAAGGAAAUGUUACUCUAUUAAGGCACGACGUAUCUCAUUAGUUCAUUGACCACUAUUGGAUAUAUAGUAACUACUGUACUAUCGUAGCGUCAUAAUUUGUUAUUAUCGGUGAAUUUUCCCAAAAACGCACAAGGAUAACUUUUGGGAUUAGCUAAAGAACUUUGGACAGGUGUUUUACAGGUGCCAUGGCUCAUAGGCCCCAUGCCUUUGGAUUGACUGGGGAGGUGCAAAGAAAGAUCAAAGGAAAGUACAGUGAAGAACUGGAACAAGGCGCCCGGCUAUGGAUAGAAGCUGUGUUAGGGAUUGAAUUGGUUCCAGGAGCGGAUCAAAAUACGCCUCUAGGGGAACGGGCAUUUCAGGAAGCUCUAAGAAAUGGUGUUAUUUUGUGCAAGUUAAUGAAUACAAUAAAACCAGGUUCUAUAAAGAAAAUAAAUGAAAACACUAUGGCCUUUAAAAUGAUGGAGAACAUAGAAAAUUUUCUGAAGGCAGCGGAGGCUUAUGGGUGUAAAAAGAUCGAUCUCUUCCAGGUGGUAGAUUUAUAUGAGCGACAGAACAUGACACAAGUUGUGAAUGGAAUAUAUGCCUUAGGAAGACUAACUCAGAAGAACGGUUUUCAGGGUCCUGCCUUAGGGCCCAAGGAGGCUGAUUAUAAUCCUAGAAAUUUUGAUGAAGAGACAAUGAAGGCAGGAGAAACUGUGAUAGGGUUACAGGCGGGGUCAAAUCGGGGGGCCUCGCAAAGUGGGAUCAACUUUGGUAAAACAAGAUCAAUCCUGGACUGACAGCAUCGCCACUGUAAAUUGUAAAAUGUGAGAUCCGCCACGGGCUUCCAGCCGCCAUCGCUAGUGCCAUCUGCUGUCAGAUAAUCAUAUUACAACUUGUUCAGUAUUAUUCAAUGAACCAAAGUCAGCUGACGUUCUAUAUGAUAUAAUCAUUGAUGAUAUUGCUACAAAUGUAUAAGAGAAAAAUAUAGCAGUAGUUCACAGGGGAAAAUUCUACAAAACUAUCACAUAUGUAGUGAAAUGUGUCAAAUGAGUCAAAAUUAUAGAGCACAUAUUUAAGCAUUCAUGUUUGUGUAUUCUGGUACUAUCUGUAGUAUGUAGCAUUUUAAAUCAAAUAACCGGUUUUCGUUUAACAUUUACUAUAAUGUAAUGAGAAAUCAAAAUCGUUUUUAUUGCAUAAUUAAGUCUUAAUAAUCAAUACGUAUAUGAACUGUUAACUUUGCAAGUUUGCUAAAGUGAAACCAAAUUUUUAUACGCAAAUAUAUUACUGGUUUUGUAAAGUUUUACAAGGACAGCUUGAUGAAGAAUGAGAGAUUAAUAUUUGAAUGUUUAAUAGCCAUGCAUUUAUAAGAAAAUCAUCUAUUAAGAUAUGCAAGACGUUCAAAUCUAAUCAACUUUUAACGCGAUCUGGAUUUAAUUCAUUUCAUUGUAUUUAGUUUCAUUAAUUGCCUUGAACUUGAUCCACAAUUUACAGUUAUAAUUGUGUUUUCUUCCAAUCGUGAAAGAAAACAAAAAAAGCUAUAAAUGUUUUGACUAAAUAAUAAUUAUUUUUAAAAAGUCAAGAAAACUAGUCUGAGUGAACUGAUCUGAUCCCAGGAAGUGUUUUAAGUUAUACACAUGACACGAUAAAUAUAUGUACAUUUAUAUGUAACCAUCACUGUCUCUGUAAUUAUUAUAUGCUACUUUGUUUUAACAAUAUUUUGUACGAUAUAUAUAUUGUACAUGUAUCAUUCUAUUAAAGUUACCAUUUUACCAU
This is a messenger RNA of Saccostrea cuccullata (small rock oyster), 1773 nucleotides long. Its product is annotated as myophilin-like. Gene Ontology annotation, biological process: actin filament organization. The record is from RefSeq and is a predicted model, not a curated record. Gene Ontology annotation, cellular component: actin cytoskeleton. Gene Ontology annotation, molecular function: actin filament binding. The coding region runs from base 204 to 797 and encodes 197 amino acids. The transcript has 6 exons. Lineage: Eukaryota; Metazoa; Mollusca; Bivalvia; Ostreida; Ostreidae.